Molecule: messenger RNA, 1074 nt
Organism: Colletotrichum higginsianum IMI 349063
Lineage: Eukaryota; Fungi; Ascomycota; Sordariomycetes; Glomerellales; Glomerellaceae
Product: Gag protein
Exons: 2
Coding region: 1-1074 (357 amino acids)
Source: RefSeq, a predicted model, not a curated record
AUGGCCGCGCGACCCAACGCUCCUAAGACUCCCACCCCAGGAUCCAGCGCCUCCUCAGGCAAGCAACCUGCUCGAUCCCUGGACGAGGAAAUGAAGGAAGCCGAGGAUUCUGACGAAGAACUCGACUUCACCAAGAAAGUCUACGGAAACCUCCAGAAGCGCAUCGAGAAGAACAACAACGACAUCGCGCAUAUGCAGGCCAUGUUCAACGACGCCGUGACGGAGCUCGAGAACAAGAACCAGCUCGCCAACAAGCUCCAACAGGAGGUUCACACCCUCCGAGCGGCCGCCAACAUCAUCCAAACCCCCAUGGAUGGACGAGAGAAACUCAAGCUCAACUCUCCCAUCACUUAUGACGGAACCCCAGGACUACUCAAGGGAUUCCUCAUCCAAGUCAAGAACUAUCAGAAUUUCCAUCAAGGAAACUUCCGCAACGGAACUGAGAGAGUCAUUCAUGCCGCGACCUUCCUGCGAGGACGAGCCCUUCAAUGGUUCGAGCCCUUCCUUGAAGAAUAUCUCAACAAUGAGACCCUCGACCAUUGUUCCAGCGAAGUUAGGGACAUAUUCGCCAAUUUCCAGGGAUUCGAAGACGCCCUGAAAUCCCUAUUUCAGGAUCCCGACGGAUCACGACAAGCGGAAAGAGACUUGGCCCACCUACGCCAGACUAAGUCUGCUACUGCCUACGCAGCAGAAUUCAGAAGACUCUGCGCCCAGCUCAAGCUCACCGAAGACACCAAGAUCUUCAUGUUCUACAACAACUUGAAGGAUGAAGUCAAGGACGAGAUCAUCAAGCUUGAUCGCCCGGAAGACUUCCUUCAGUACGCCGAACUCGCUAUCAAGAUUGACAACCGCCUCUACGAACGACGCAAGGAGAAAGGCGAAAAGCGAGCCCCAGCCAACUCGGCCAAGAAAUACCAAUGGCAACCCCAACAACGAUUCCAGCAGAACCACCCUCAACGCAACGGGCAAGCCGAGCGCCCUAGAGGAAACUACUGGCAGAACAACCAGAAUCGCAACAGCACCGCCUAUGGACACCACAUGCUACAACUGCGACAAGCCAGGACAUAUGGCUAG